Arabis nemorensis is the source of this 204-nucleotide messenger RNA. NCBI's taxonomy places the organism in Eukaryota, Viridiplantae, Streptophyta, Magnoliopsida, Brassicales, Brassicaceae. The record is from the annotation of a GenBank genome assembly.
AUGGAUCAAGUGGGAGUCCCAUGGCUCUUGUUAGAGCGAUGGUGGCUGUGUUUGCUUCAACGAGUACCAUUUUCUCCCACGGAUUCAUCCACUAUUCUCAGGAAGCUUGUGAAUGACAAGAACGCGAGGGCGGCGGAGAAAACUGCGUUACGUGACCUAGGUGGUGAGUGUGGGCCGAUUCUCACCGUGGAAACCGCCCUUUGA